Molecule: messenger RNA, 2555 nt
Organism: Mastomys coucha (southern multimammate mouse)
Lineage: Eukaryota; Metazoa; Chordata; Mammalia; Rodentia; Muridae
Gene: Prpf19
Product: pre-mRNA processing factor 19
Exons: 16
Coding region: 884-2143 (419 amino acids)
Biological process (GO): mRNA splicing, via spliceosome; DNA repair; protein ubiquitination
Cellular component (GO): Prp19 complex; cytoplasm; U2-type catalytic step 1 spliceosome
Molecular function (GO): protein binding; ubiquitin protein ligase activity
Source: RefSeq, a predicted model, not a curated record
CGUGUUGCGGCCGCUGUGGCUCGGGCCCUGGAGCCCCCGGCUCUGCGUGCAGGGUGCAUUUACGCAGUGCUGCGCAAUUCACGUAGCUGGGAAGAAUGACUGUCUCAGGGGUCUUUUGAAACCGGCGUCGUUUUACAGAGCUGAGACAGGCCUGAGCAGAAGUGGGGGGGAGGAGCUGGUGCAGUGAAAAACAGCUCUUGGUGUCAAAAACCCGAGGACGUGUCUAGGAUCCGCCCCCAAUUGUGGUGUGGAUUCUAGCGGGUUUGGGCCUCAGUUUCCCCGUCUGCAAAAUUGAAAGCUUUGCAGUGGGUAUUGCUUGGGAAACCUCGCUUAGGAAUCGGAGUUUCCGAUUUGCAGGGAUCACGCAGUGACUUUGAGACAGGGCUGGAAGCCAGGUGUCUGGCUUCUAGCUUCGCGCAGUAUGACUAAUGAAAACAGCGAAUGUUUAGAAAACCUGUAUUGAUUUACGAUGCAUUUCCAAACGGUGAUCUCAUUUUAUGCUUUCAAGCACUGUCUGAAGGGAAAUAAAGAUCUGUGAGUUACAGAGGGUGUCGGAAGUCUUGAAGAAUGGGUUUAUCCAGGGGUGUGCGACGAAGCUAAGCAAUGGAGCUCCGUUCUUUGAGCCUGGAUUCAUGGUUUUCCCAUAAUCUCCAAUGAAGUGCCAGAGCACCCAUGCGUGUCCCCUGUCUCUAAUCAUGUGUAUGAGCGGCGACUCAUUGAGAAGUACAUUGCAGAGAAUGGCACAGAUCCUAUCAACAACCAGCCUCUCUCAGAGGAACAGCUCAUCGACAUCAAAGUUGCUCACCCAAUCCGGCCCAAGCCUCCCUCUGCCACCAGCAUCCCAGCCAUUCUGAAAGCCUUGCAGGAUGAGUGGGAUGCAGUCAUGCUGCACAGCUUUACUCUUCGCCAGCAACUGCAGACAACCCGCCAGGAGCUGUCCCAUGCUUUGUACCAGCACGAUGCUGCCUGCCGAGUCAUUGCCCGGCUCACCAAGGAAGUCACUGCUGCUCGAGAAGCUUUGGCUACUCUGAAACCACAGGCUGGUCUUAUUGUACCUCAGGCUGUGCCAAGCUCACAGCCCAGUGUUGUGGGUGCAGGAGAGCCCAUGGAUUUGGGUGAACUGGUGGGAAUGACCCCUGAGAUCAUCCAGAAGCUUCAAGACAAGGCCACUGUGCUCACUACGGAGCGUAAGAAGAGAGGAAAGACUGUCCCUGAGGAGCUGGUGAAACCCGAAGAGCUCAGCAAGUACCGGCAGGUGGCAUCCCAUGUGGGUCUACACAGUGCUAGCAUUCCUGGGAUUCUCGCUCUGGACCUGUGUCCUUCAGACACCAACAAGAUUCUCACUGGUGGGGCAGAUAAAAAUGUUGUUGUCUUUGAUAAGAGUACUGAGCAAAUCCUGGCCACUCUCAAAGGCCAUACCAAGAAGGUCACCAGUGUGGUGUUUCAUCCUUCUCAGGAACUGGUGUUUUCUGCAUCCCCUGAUGCUACUAUCAGGAUUUGGUCGGUCCCAAACACUUCUUGUGUACAGGUUGUUCGGGCCCAUGAGAGUGCAGUGACAGGCCUCAGCCUCCAUGCCACUGGAGACUAUCUCCUGAGCUCCUCUGAUGACCAGUACUGGGCCUUCUCUGACAUCCAGACAGGGCGUGUGCUCACUAAGGUGACAGAUGAGACUUCCGGCUGCUCUCUUACCUGUGCACAGUUCCACCCUGAUGGACUCAUCUUUGGAACAGGAACCAUGGACUCCCAGAUCAAGAUCUGGGACUUGAAGGAGCGUACCAAUGUGGCCAACUUCCCUGGCCACUCUGGCCCCAUUACCAGCAUCGCCUUCUCUGAAAAUGGGUACUACCUGGCCACGGCAGCUGAUGACUCUUCAGUCAAGCUCUGGGACUUACGCAAGUUGAAGAACUUCAAGACAUUGCAGCUGGACAACAACUUUGAGGUGAAGUCACUAAUCUUUGACCAGAGCGGAACCUACCUGGCGCUUGGGGGUACAGAUGUCCAGAUCUACAUCUGCAAACAGUGGACAGAGAUUCUUCACUUCACAGAGCAUAGUGGCCUGACCACUGGAGUGGCCUUUGGGCACCACGCCAAGUUCAUCGCUUCAACCGGCAUGGACAGGAGCCUCAAAUUCUACAGUCUGUAGGCCCUAUGCCUUCUCACAGUUCUGGGCCUCAUCUCAGUAGUGGGUUAGAGUUAGAGGGUGGGGGUGGGGGUGGGACUUUAGGAAGAGAGGGAGGUCUGGUGGGGGGGACAUUCACAUCAUUUCAUUCUGGUCUGGAUGAUGGUCUGAGCCAGGGCACACAGAACACUGCUAUCCACGCAGCCUUUGGGCCCCAGGGAACGGACAUGGAGGAACUGUCACCCUGUAAAGUGCUCAGAGUCGGAGUCCAGCACCUCCCCCAGUGGUGGCAGCUGUUCCAUGCCUGCUCUGUUUCAGCUCUUCUGAGACAGGGAGGUGAGCCAAGGGAACUGUGAAGGGGAGGGGUAGGAGGGCUCUUGCAGGUUUUUGUAAGCAGCGAUCUAGUUUCAUUAAAAAAAAAAAACUACACAGUAAA